Spinacia oleracea (spinach) is the source of this 1449-nucleotide messenger RNA. RefSeq lists its product as uncharacterized. The record is from RefSeq and is a predicted model, not a curated record. NCBI's taxonomy places the organism in Eukaryota, Viridiplantae, Streptophyta, Magnoliopsida, Caryophyllales, Amaranthaceae. The coding region runs from base 1 to 1449 and encodes 482 amino acids. The transcript has 2 exons.
AUGGAGCAAGUGAAUUCUUUUCAACAGAGGCAACCCGAUGACCCAUAUUGCAACUCAUACAAUCUAGGUUGGAGGAAUCAUCCAAAUUUCUCAUAUCGGAGCAACAAUGUUCAAAACCCUCAACCCCAGCAACAAUGGUCACAACCACAAUUCCAUCCACCUCAGCCACAUGUUGCCAGGCCUCCAUUUCCACAAGGAGCCCAACAUAAUGCUCCCCCGGGGUUUAAUAGACCCCCGCACCAAGGCUAUCAACAACCUCCUCCUCAGAUCAAUGCUACUCUAGAGCCUAACAUGGGUGAUCUGUAUAAGCUCAUAGCGAAUAUGCACAAGACCUCUGAGAUCGCUCAAAAGAAUCACGAUGAGAGCAUAAAGGAGUUGAAGAAUCAAAAUAGAAUGUUGGAAAACCAAGUUUCUCAACUCGCUGAUACUUUGUCAAAAAGGCAACCGGGCAAACUUCCAGGGCAAUCUACUUCAUCUCAAGAUUACACUAGAGAGAGUGCUUGUGCUAUUGUUCUUCGGAGUGGUACUACAUAUGAUGCCCCCUCGGUACCUACUGAUUUUGCGGAUCUCGAAAAGGGGAGAGAGGAGGCUAGAAGAAAGAAGGAAGAAGUCAAGGAGAAGGUUAUUGAUGAUUCUCACCCUUUUGUUCCUCGAUUGCCAUUUCCUCAUCGACAAAAUAAGUCAAAGGGUGAUCAUCAGUCUAGUGAAGAGGCGUAUGUUGAAAGAAAGAUUGUGGAUGUAGAGGUCGAAACCCCGGGUGUUGAGGAUGAAAUAGAGGAGAAGGAGAGCGGCAAGGAGAAGGUUACUGAUUCUCCCCCUUUUUCACCUACACUACCAUUUCCUCACCGAAUGCAGAAAACAAAGGUUGAUCAGCGAUUCGGUACUUUAUUCAUUGAUAAGGCUCUAUGUGAUUUAGGUGCUAGUGUGUCUGUCAUUCCCCUCUCUAUUUAUAAAAAGUUGAACAUGGGAGAAUUAAAAUGUACCACCAUUACUCUUCAAAUGGCCGACCAUUCUAUUAAAUACCCCUUAGGUGUUUUAGAAGACGUCCCCGUGAGAGUAGGUAAAUUCUAUAUUCCUGUAGACUUUGUUGUGCUUGACAUAGUAGAGGACACCCAGAUUCCAAUAAUAUUAGGAAGACCAUUCCUUCAUACCGCGGGGGUAGUUAUUGAUGUUAAGAAAGGGAAGCUAACCUUGACUGUAGGGGAUGACAAGGUGGCCUUUAACCUGUCUCAUGUGAUGAAAAGUCCAAUGCAAGAAGUGUCUUGUUCUUUGAAUACCUCUAUUGCUAAGUUGCCUCAUUCCAGUUCUAGAAAUCUUUCAAAUAUUGCAUUUGGCUUGAAAGGGUUUGCAGGCGAUGAUGAUCCUGGAGAUGUAGUUGAUGCUAGUCCAAAAUUUGGAACAAGAGGUUCGGUACUCGAUGGCACCGGGUUUGGUGCCCCUGAUCGGUGA